UGUGUGAGUGUGUGUGUGUGUGUGUGUGUGUGUGUGUGUGCGUGCGCGUGUGUGUGUGAGAGAGAGAGGAAGAGAGAGAGAGAGGGAGAGAGAGGGAGAGAGAGAGCGCGGGUGUGUGUGUGUGUUGAGUUGCAGAACAAGGGGCAGGCAGAGGCUGAAGCAGUGCAGAGCAGCAGCAGUAUGCAAGCAUGGUUCUAAUACUGCAUCACAUCCUCAUUGCACUCUUUCAAUCUUUCAGGCGAGGACAGCAAGGCACGGUGAAACCAGAGAGUGAGCCAGCUCAGUCUGUUGCUGUCCAGAACAUUGAACAACAUGCAGACUCAAGUGCAGGGAGAGAGGCAGAGAUCACCACUGUAAAGAACGCGAAGACCUGCCCCAGCAAAGGGAAAGCGAGGAGAGGCAACAAGGACAGGCAGAGAGGCAAGCAGAGCUUCAUGGAGAGCCAGUGCAGUUGUGAGCAGGGAAGAGGCCAGGAAGUACAGAAACAAGUGAAGAGCAAGAAGCAGCAGAACUUGCAAAGUACCUGUGCAAUUUCCACACACUCCUAUAAUGCUCAAGAGGAAUCACUUCUCCAUCUCGCCUCUGUUAUCGAUACUAUCUCCCUACGAGCUGUCAUCAGCGAUGCGCUAUCAACGGUCAUCCCAAAAGUGGAGAGUAUCUACAUCUACCUUCUGGAUGUCAAGUCGAGCAAGCUGCUGUGUGACAACCCCCCGCACGAGAUGUCCAAGGAGGGGAGGCUGAGGGAGGCUGUCAUCACCAAGCAACGCAUCAAAUGCAACGGGCUGCACAAGACGGACAUUCAGGUGCCGAGGAUGAGUCACCUGGUGGCUCCUCUACCAAACGACAAGCAAAUAAUGAUUCUCCCAGUUAUAGACACUGACAUGGGAAGAGUAAUCGGCGUGAUUUUGGUUUACUGUGGGCUCCUGAACGAUGUUGACGAACCAUGCCUUCACAUUCUGGAGAGACACAUUUGUGCAUCCUGCAAGCGAGUCCAGGCCCUCCUCAAUCCCUUAAGUUGGAGUCGCUUCAAUAUAGACCAGGCCCCAGUGCAGAGACAGAGAUCCCGGGAGUCUUCGACGAACUGGACCGUAAAGUUCUUCAGUUUUACAACGGAGACCCAGUCAAUGUGUUGUUGCAUGCUGGUUGUAGCAGAAGGCGACACUCAUCUCUUCUGCCAGGUGGUUGGAGACAAGGUCCUGGAGGAGGAGAUUAUCUUCCCGCUGGAGUUUGCACAUCUGGAGCAGUCUGAGGGCAACAAUAAAGCCCUGACCUUGAACGACAUCAGUGCGGAACAACACACGAAGCUGAACAGCAUCCUGGGGUUUGAGGUUCGCACCAUGUUAUGUGUUCCUGUCAUCUGUCGGGCCACAGAUCAAGUCGUCGCCUUAGGAUGUGCGUUUAACAAGCGAGCCGGCAACUAUUACACGGAGGUGGACGAGCAGACGAUUCGGCACUGCUUCCGUUACACGGCUACUGUCCUCACCAGCACCAUGUCGGUGCAAGAGCAGAAGCUGAAGAUCGAAUGUCAGGCUCUACUUCAAGUUGCCAAGAACCUGUUCACACACUUAGAUAACGUUACAGUGCUCCUUCAAGAAAUCAUUCAGGAAGCACGGAACCUUACCAAUGCGGAGAGCUGUUCUGUGUUUCUGUUGGAGCAGAACAACAAAGAACUGGUUGCAAAGGUGUUCGAUGGAGGAUUUGUAACUGAUGAGUCCGCAGAGUUCCGGAUGCCGGCCGACCAAGGUAUCGCUGGUCACGUGGCAACCACCGGCGAGAUCCUCAACAUCAAGGAUGCCUACUCCCACCCGCUGUUCUACCGGGGCGUCGACGACACCACCGGCUUCCGCACCAGGAACAUCCUUUGCUUCCCCAUCAUCGAUGAGAACAACCAGAUCGUGGGUGUGGCCGAACUGUGUAACAAGGUGAACGGGCCGUGGUUCACCAAGUUCGACGAGGACUUGGCUCUGGCCUUCUCCAUCUACUGCGGCAUCAGUAUUGCUCAUUCACUGCUGUACAAGAAGGUUCACGAAGCCCAGUACAGAAGUCACCUGGCCAAUGAGAUGAUGAUGUACCACAUGAAGGUCACAAACGACGAGGUUAUGAAACUCUUGCGGUAUGGCAUUCAACCGGUGGUCGAAAUCAGUCCUGACUUUGCCAAGUUCACCUUCACUCCACGCUCUGUCCCUGAGGAAAACACCACCAUGGCAGUCCUGAGUAUGGCUCAAGAUAUGGGAUUCACCACCAACUAUAAGAUUGACUUGAAGACGCUGGCGAGGUUCUGCAUGAUGGUGCGGAGGGGUUACCGAGACCCUCCCUACCACAACUGGAUGCACGCCUUCUCCGUCACCCACUUCUGUUACCUCCUCUACAAGAACCUGCCGCUGCUAGACUAUCUGCUUGACCUUGAGAUCCUCGCUUUGUUUGUCUCCUGUAUGUGCCAUGACCUGGAUCACCGUGGGACCAACAACUCCUUUCAAGUGGCAUCGAAGUCGGUGUUGGCUGCAUUGUACAGCUCGGAAGGAUCAGUGAUGGAGAGGCACCACUUUGCUCAGGCCAUUGCCAUUCUAAACAGUGAGGGCUGCAACAUCUUUGAGUCGUUCUCUCGGAAGGACUACCAGAAAAUGCUGGACUUGAUACGGGAGAUUAUCCUGGCGACCGACAUGGCUCACCACAUCGAGAUCUUUCCCGAACUGCAGGAAAUGGUUAAAGCUUACGAUAAAGAGAACUAUAACCACCACAAUCUCCUCCUGUACCUGAUGAUGACAACCUGUGACCUCAAUGACCAGACCAAAGGAUGGAAGACCACUAUAAAAACAGCGGAGCUGAUUUAUAAGGAAUUCUUUUCACAAGGAGAUUUGGAGAAGGCAAUGGGGAACCAUCCCCUUGAGAUGAUGGAUCGAGAGAAGGCGUAUGUUCCCGAUCUCCAGAUCAACUUCAUGGAACAUAUUUGCAUGCCAACUUACAAGCUUCUGAUGGAUAUCCUCCCGCAGGCGGAACCUCUUUACCAGCAAGUAAAAGAGAAUCGAGAUCAAUGGAUUAAAGUGUCCCCUAAAUUCACCUUCACAGGGCUUCCAAGCAACAGUACUUUGGACUUUCUCAGUGAGAAUGAAGACUCCCAAUUGACCUCAGCAGACACAUCCUCGACGACCAAGCUCCCAGUGGUCAGAGAAACCACUUCUAAUCAAUAAUAAUUAUUUUUAUUGCAGUUUAAACGAACAGAACAAAAAAAUACAAAAAAAAUUCAUUGAAGCAUCUGAAAUCUGCAAACAUUGGUAUCCUUAAAUGUGAUUUUUAUAGGGCCUGAUUAUUAAUUGUCACUGGCAUUCUCUCUCACACAUUUUCCUUUUGCCGGACUUCUUUUGACUUUCUAUUCGGCAUAGUUCACAAGAUAUAUCCCAGGCAAUGCAGGGUUUUAUCGAACAGAAUUAUCAGUGAGUUAAGUUUCGGCUUGGUGAGAAGGGGGAUAAAUUUGGAGAAGGGAACGACAGUGAGGCUGGAAGGUUUUGGGAGGGAGUUCGGAGAUCAGGGACCGGGCUGCUGGUGGAGUGACGGGAGGCAAGGAUUGGAGGAGUGCGGGGAUUCUGGAGGGGAGGGAGGUGGGGGGUGACACCCAAACAGGAGGCCUCAUUUUAAAAUCAAGGUGUUUCUGGACACAGAAAGUAUGGGAUCACUGGAGCAAACUGGGAAGAAGACUCGUUGUGGGGGUAGGAGCCGGGGUUUGGGAUGAGCUGGCGGUUACAGAGAGCUAACCAAAUUGAGUUAAAAUGGUCACCCAGGGGAAAUUAGCCUGACCCACCUCCCCACCUUUGCCACUUCUCCCUCUCCACUGGGUCAAGGAUAUUCAGGAGCAGAUUCCCAUUGGGAAUCCUGGGAUGAGAGGGUUGUUCCACCAAGAGAGACUGAAUAAUUUGGACCUGUAUUCUUUGGAGUUUGGAAGAGAGAAAUGACCUUAUUCAAACAUAUAAGAUCCUAAGGGGGGUUUGACAGAGUAGAUGUUGGUAGGGGUGUUAGUAUAAGAGUAAGGAAAUCAUGCUGUAGCUGUAUAAAACUUUAGUCAGACCGCACUUGGAGUAUUGUGUGCGGUUCUGGUCGCCCCAUUACAGGAAGGAUGCGGAGGCUUUGAAAGAGUGUAGAAGAGGUUCACCAGGAUGCUGCCUGGAUUAUAAGGAAAGGUUGGACAAACUUGAGUUGUUCUCCAUACAGCGUUCAAGGUUGAGGGGAGACCUGAUAGAGGUUUUUAAAAUUAUGAGAGGCAUAGAUAGGGUAGACAGUCAGAAUCUUUUCCCCAGAGUAGAAAUGUCAAACACCAAAGGACAUGCUUUUAAGGUUAGAGGGGGGAAAGUUUAAAGACAAUGUGACAGGCAAGUUUCUUUUACACAGAGAGUAGUGGAUGCCUGGAAGGCCGUGCCAGGGGUAGCGGUGGAAGCAGGCAGUUUGGUGGAGUUUAAGAGGCUUUUAGACAGACACAUGAAUAUGAAGGGAAUGGAGGGAUGUGGAUGAUACACAGGAGGAGGACAUUUAGUAUAAAUUGGCAUCAAGAUCGGUACAACAUCGUGGGCCGAAUGGCCUGUGCAAUGCUGUACUGUUCUAUGUUCUCACUGGGGAAGAGCCUUGCAUAAGGGGACAUAACUACAAGAUAAAGGGCAGUCAUUUAAAACUGACGUAUGUAGAAAUAUCUUCUUGCAGAAGGUGAUGGAUCUCUGGAAUUCUUUGCCCCUGGGGGUGAUGGAAGCUGGAUCAUUAGAAGUGUUUUAAGAGGAGGGGUAGAUCGAGGAAUUGAGUGUUAUGGAGAAAUGGCAUAGAAGGGAGUUGAGGCCAGCAUAGAUGAGCUGUGAUCAUAUGAAAUGGUAGGGCAGGCUUGAGGGACCUGGGGACCUACUCCUACUCCUACUCCUAUUUUCUUGUGUUCGUUGGUGAUGGACAUUUGGGUUUGCAUGAUAAUUUGACAGCUCCUAGUCACUUGUUAAUCAGGUGAUAUCCCAACCCUGGGUAAUGGUGUGUACAGUCACAUCCACAGGUGGGGUAGUCAAAUUCGCCACAAGAAGGAUGGGCAACCAGGGUGCUGAGGUAGACCAGGGCACCAUGUGGGGGCUUUGGGGGUAUUUAGGUUGAGAUUGCUUUACCUCUACCGAGGUUGUGGCUGCUCCUUGUCUGUGUCUCCACAAUUAUUUAUGAGGGGCAUAGACAGGGUGAAAGGGCACAGUCUUUUUCCCAGCGAGGGGCUGCUAAAAACAAGGGGGCAUAGGUUUAAGAUCAGAGGCGAGAGAUUUAAAAGGGACAUCAGGGGUAGCUUCUUCUCACAGAGGGUAGUGCGUAAUUGGAUGAGCUGCCAGAAGUAGUGGUUGAGGCGGGCACAUUAGCAACAUUUAAAAUUCAUCUAGAUAAGUCCAUGGAUAGGAGGGGUUUAGAGGGCCAUGGGCCAAACGCAGGCAGAUGGGACUAGCUCACUGGGCAAGACAGUCGGCAUGGACGAGUUGGGCCGGAGGGCCUGUUUCCAUGCUGUAAGACUACUCCAGGUCCUUGCCAACCUCCUCCAGCCUCUGAUUCCUUGCCCCGGGUAUGUAUCACUGGGCGAGAUUCUCCUCUCAGCAUUCCCACUGACGUUAUUGUCACUGUGUGGCACACAGCCCACCUCACCCAGUUCCCAGAGAGGCGGAUCGCUCCUUCCCACUGAAACGCGGCGCACAGACACAAUCACAGCAUUUGUGAUCUCGAUGGAAUGGUCUGCCCAUCAUCCAACCCUUGGCCGUGGUUACUGUGAUGACGUAGAGUGUGUGUGCAUCUUUCUGAUUAGGAUUAAAGACAUCUGCGUCCUGAUAAAUUUCCAUCUGCUCUUGUUAAACAGGAAAUAAAUUCCACUGAGUUGCUUCACAGUCCUGGAGAGGAAAAGGUUUGUUUUCCAUUGGGCCUGGGUGUCAUUGGGAAGGCCAGCAUUUAUUGCCUGUCCCUAAUUGCCCCUUGAAGAGGUGGAGGUGAGCUGCCUUCUUGACCUGCUGCAGUCCUUCUGGUGAAGGGGCUCCCACGGUGCUGUUGGGGAGGGAGUUCCAGGAUUUAGACCCAGUGACGGUGAAGGAACGGCGAGAUAUUUCCAAGUCGGGACGGUGUGUGACCGGGAGGGGAACCUGCAGGUGGUGGUGUUCCCCUGCACCCGCUGCCCUUGUCCUUCUGGGUGGGAGAGGAGGUGGGUUUGGGAGGUGCUGUCGGAGUAGCCUGGGUGAGUAACUGCAGUGCGUUGUGUAGACGGUGCACACUGCAGCCCCUGUGCGCCGGUGGUGGAGGGAGGGGGUGUUUGGGGGGGUGGAUGGGGUGUCAAGUCAAGUGGGUUAUUUUGUUCUGAGUGGUGCAGAGCUUCUUGAAAGCUGGAGCCGCAUUCACCCAGGCAAGUGGAGAGGGUCCAUCACACUCCCGACUUGUGCCUUGUAGACGGUAGAGAGACCUUGGGGUGUCAGGUGGUGAGUCAUUCACUGCAGAAUCUCCAGCUUCUCUUGUAACCACGGUAUUUUUGUGGCCAGUUUUAUAGAGACGGCACCUGUUCACGUGUCACACCAGCCUUCCUUCAGUGGGCUUUUGUGCUUUAGAAAGUCCAGUCGCGGUAAGAGCUUCCCUCUUGCUUUUCCAUUGUCUGUGGCUGAGUAACAUUGACAGGACGCGAGAGCUGUUCCAAACAAACUCUGUUCCCGGUACAGAAACAAGUGAAGCCACUCGCCCCUCCUAACCAGCGUCACCCACGCGGUAACAAAGGCACUGAGAGACAGCAAGCAGAGUGCUGGUGGCUUCCUGCAAGACAUCCUGUAGAGUGCACAUCACUGUGGAAUAAGAGCCAUUGCCAUGGGACAUGUCUAAGCUUAUCUACAUAUCACUCGGCACAAUCCGGGUAGUCUGAUUAUUGUAAAUAUUAAACAUUUAUGUUUCUCAAUAAAUUAUG
Messenger RNA from Pristis pectinata (smalltooth sawfish), 6925 nucleotides. RefSeq names its product cGMP-dependent 3',5'-cyclic phosphodiesterase (gene pde2a). Gene Ontology annotation, biological process: regulation of mitochondrion organization; negative regulation of receptor guanylyl cyclase signaling pathway; cGMP catabolic process. Gene Ontology annotation, cellular component: mitochondrial matrix; synaptic membrane; mitochondrial inner membrane. Lineage: Eukaryota; Metazoa; Chordata; Chondrichthyes; Rhinopristiformes; Pristidae. The record is from RefSeq and is a predicted model, not a curated record. Gene Ontology annotation, molecular function: 3',5'-cyclic-AMP phosphodiesterase activity; 3',5'-cGMP-stimulated cyclic-nucleotide phosphodiesterase activity; protein homodimerization activity.